Molecule: messenger RNA, 1463 nt
Organism: Eruca vesicaria subsp. sativa (arugula)
Lineage: Eukaryota; Viridiplantae; Streptophyta; Magnoliopsida; Brassicales; Brassicaceae
Source: the annotation of a GenBank genome assembly
CUUCACAGAGAGCAGUCAAGUAGACAGUGAAAGAAAACUCAUCUCAAGAAAUGGCAACUUCCGCCGCACGUCCUCUCGUCACCAUCCAACCCCUAGGCGGCGACAUGACCACCGACCAAUCCUCCACCCUCCCCCUCCCCGACGUCAUGACAGCCCCCAUCCGUCCCGACCUCGUCAGCCACACACACGCACAAAUCUCCAACAACAGCCGCCAACCCUACGCCGUCUCCAAAAAAGCAGGUCACCAGACCUCCGCCGAGUCGUGGGGAACGGGACGCGCCGUCUCACGUAUCCCCCGUGUUCCCGGAGGAGGUACUCACCGUGCGGGACAAGCCGCCUUCGGUAACAUGUGUCGUGGUGGACGCAUGUUCGCUCCGACCAAGAUCUGGAGGAAAUGGCACAGACGCGUUAACGUGAACUCCAAGAGACACGCUAUUGUCUCUGCCAUUGCUGCAACUGCUGUUCCCGCGCUUGUGAUGGCGCGUGGACAUAAGGUUGAGAAUGUCCCCGAGAUGCCACUUGUGGUUAGUGACUCUAUCGAAAGCGUGGAGAAGACGUCGGCUGCUAUCAAGGUUUUGAAGGAGAUUGGUGCUUAUGAUGAUGCUGAGAAGGCGAAGGAUAGUAUUGGGAUUAGGUCUGGUGUGGGGAAGAUGAGGAACCGUCGUUACAUAUGUCGGAAAGGUCCUUUGGUUGUUUAUGGUACGGAAGGUUCCAAGAUUGUGAAGGCGUUUAGGAAUCUUCCUGGUGUUGAGUUAUGUCACGUUGAGAGGCUUAACUUGUUGAAGCUUGCGCCUGGUGGGCAUCUUGGGAGGUUUGUGAUUUGGACUAAGAGUGCUUUUGAGAAGCUUGAAGGGAUCUAUGGAUCUUUUGAGAAGCCUUCGGAGAAGAAGAAGGGGUAUGUGUUGCCUAGGGCGAAGAUGGUGAAUGCUGAUUUGGCGAGGAUUAUUAAUUCGGAUGAGGUGCAGAGUGUGGUGAAGCCGAUUAAGAAGGAUGCGAAGAGGGCUGUGAUGAAGAAGAAUCCUUUGAAGAAUUUGAAUGUGAUGUUGAAGUUGAAUCCUUAUGCUAAGACUGCUAAGAGGAUGUCUUUGUUGGCUGAGGCUCAGAGGGUUAAGGCUAAGAAGGAGAAGCUUGCCAAGAAGAGGAAGACUGUCACUAAGGAGGAGUCAUUGGCAAUCAAGGCAGCAGGGAAGGCGUGGUACCAGACUAUGAUCUCCGACAGUGACUACACUGAGUUCGAUAACUUCACUAAAUGGCUCGGUGCUAGCCAGUAAUAAAAACAUCAUAUGUUUGAAACUACUUCCAUGUUUAGAGAAAGAUUUUGGUUUUGCAUCUGUUUCGUCUUUUGUUGUUGGAAUAUUAAGCUCAGCUUUGAACUAUUUUGGACCUUGUUUUCAUCAAAUUUACUUUCAAAUAUGUUUUGCUCCUCAAAUGAACUCGUGUUAUGUCAUGAAUCAUAAUUCAAG